Messenger RNA from Mesorhabditis belari, 3564 nucleotides. Lineage: Eukaryota; Metazoa; Nematoda; Chromadorea; Rhabditida; Rhabditidae. The record is from the annotation of a GenBank genome assembly.
AUGAGUGAUCGAGUAUGCGAGGGGGAUUUUGGGAACGCGAAAAAUGAGGCUCAAAUUCCGGGAGCUGUUGCUAGACCAAUCCCAAAACCAAGAACGAAACUUCCGCCAGAUUCGAAGAAAUUAGAUGCAGAACAUGGACAAAAAGAAGGCUCUCCAACAACAAGUGGAUCAGAGAUCCAUUCCGAGAAGGUUCCCCCGCCCCGUCCACCACCACCCCGACUAUCCUCUAAGGGUUCCUUACAGGCUCCAAAGUUACCCCCUCGUCCAACACUUCCUGCAAUCACUCCAUUCGUUGAUGUAAACAAAUCUCCAUCUCCUCCACCAUUGCCACCAAGAUUUGGAGCCUUUCCCUCUUUACCCCAUCCGAUCCUUCCACCAAUGGAUCCACCGAAUCUUUUGCCAUUCGACUCACCCGUUCCCGCAUCACCAUCAGCAAAACCGCCAUAUCCAAUGGAAGAUCGAUUGCCACUACAUGCACCAAAGAUUGGUUGGAGAUCACACUGGUCAUCAACGGACGAUCCAAUGGAGCCGCUUCCAGAAAUCCCAUCCGGCAUCGUGUUUCGGAACGAUAACAAAGAUCUUGAUAAUGUUGUUGAGAAGCUGCCGGUGAAUUUGGUGCCCGAUCGACCAGCGUUGCCCGCACACUUUGAGUCGACUAGAGUACCAGAGCUCAUCUCAACCAAUCUUCACUUGGACACACCAAUAACUAUUGAGAAGAGUACUCCGCCGAUUGAUCCUGUGAAAAAGGGAUACGUUGAAGCCGUGGCUGACGAUUAUGUCGAUUAUGUGGAGAAUCCGAUCUAUCUUCGAUUGGACUCUUUCUUGCAAAGAACUUUCCAUGACACUUCGGCAAAGAGCCACAGCGUGGGAUAUGCAGAUAGUAGCGCUCAGAUCGAUGUGGCUGUGAAUUUGCCGUAUGUGAACCCUCCACAUCCAUCCACCAUUCUCCCUCAACGACCCAUCAACGAAAAUAGUCCAGCAAAGAGCCUCCUUUCACCUUCAAAUGGAUUCAUCCCGUCUACGAUCAGCCCAUCAAGUUUAAAUCUGAUGCGACCGUCUUCAAUGAUUUUGCCCGAAAAAAAUUUACCGUCAUUGCCACGAGCCCCAUCAUCAGAGCUUUCUCCUGGAGAUCAAACCCCAACACUGCCACCAUUGCCGACAACAGCCGGAAAAUCAAGCGAAAGCACUGACACUUUAACUCCGCACGAUCUGUCGCCUAGUUCUCUUUCCGAUGAAGAUCCACCAACACCAAUUGCUGGAGGGCAAACAAUGUUUAUCUCGAACAAUCAACCACCAUCAACUCCCAUCACUUAUCCGAAAUUACCUCAAGAAAUCAACUAUCGCAGUGGAAAUUCAGGAAUCAAUGACAUGUACAGCGACAUAAACACCGACUCAUUUUUACCUUCAGAAGAAGAUUUGGCUCAUUCUAUCGAGCCGGCUGUUUGUGUGGAUACUGAAAACAAUCCUCCAUCAGUGGAUGGAACAGCUGUUUCGUAUUCUGGUUCUGCGGAGUUUUUUGCAGCUAAAAAGGAUAAGAAGAUUGCAUAUAUUCGGUUAAAUCAUGGCCGAAUCUCGGUUUAUGACAAUGAGGAUGGGGAAAUCAAUCCAAUCGCUGGUCCAUUUGAGCUUUUCAAAGCUGAAUUUAUUGGGAGACAAGCUGAAACAAGCACAAUCGUUUGUCGCUUUUUAACGGAAACGACAGAUCCGAAGAAAGUGUUAAAAGAAAAGGAUAUGAAGAAAGAGCUACGAUUCACUCCAGAUGAACACAUCGAACAUUGGUUAUUGCUUUUAGGACAGUGCUGGCUUUCACCAUGGGAAGAUCUGCGCCAAAGUGCGGCUGAAGGCUUGAUUGCAUGUGGAAGGAUUUGGCUGCGACAAGGGACCGGCCAUUGGACAUGUGCUAUUGCAUUCCUUCAAAACAAACUUCUCAACUAUUUAGUGCAAGAGCAUGCUGAUGUGAUUUAUGAACUUGAUUUGCGGAAAGUUAUCUCAAUCAAGGGAAAUCUCGAUCAAUCACAUUGGUGUCCGCAUGUAGCAAAUAGAGAAAAGGGCAAAGAGAAAAGUGGAAUGGGACCAUUUCUGAUUUCGGUUGAAGGAGGAUCGGUGUACAUUGAAUGUGAUGAUGCCUCGUCGGUGGUGUUGUGGAGGAGAUUGUUGGAGACAGCACUCAUGAGUUCUCCCUUCGAUCUCACGGAGUGUCGGUUGACUUAUGAAGACAUUCCAGUUCACAUUGAUAAGUGCAUUCGAUUUGUCACAACUUAUGGCUUGACCCAAGAAGGCUUGUAUCGGAAAAAUGGACGUGUGGCCGAGGCAAAGAAAAUUCGUGAAAGCCUGCUACAAGACCCUUGGGAGUAUCGAAUCGCUAACGAUAGCGAUGAGACAGUGCUGGCUGUGGCGGAUGUGUUGCGUCAAAUUCUCCGCCAGCUCACUUCUCCCCUCUUUCCCAUUCAAUUUCACGAGGAUUUCUUCAACAUUUAUCGGAUGUAUUCGAUUGGCGAUGAAAGAAGUGUUAAAAAGCACAAAGAAUACAAGGAACUCUUUCAGCGAUCAUCAUUCCCAUUGGUUAACUACAGUACAAUUCGGCGAUUGAUUGCGCAUUUAUGCGAAGUUGAACAGAACUCUCAACACACAAAAGCUUCUGUCGAAAAUUUGGCAAAGAUAUUUGGCCCAAAUUUGUUCAGCGUGGAAUCUCAGGGCGUUUACGAUACAAAUGCUCCUUUACACUUACAGCGAACACGAGUGGAACCUAGUUGGGUGUGCUACUUGGAAGAUGAUUGGCAUGAGAAUCCGGUUGAUGAGCCAACUAUUGGCGUUGUUGCUGAUAUGAUGAAGGGUUAUGCGGAGAUCUUUGAUGUAACAGUCAGAGAAUCGACUAGUCGACGAAGAAUUGAUAGUAUGGAUAUUGUGGCUCGACAGCACAAGAAACCAGCUGGAAAUUUGUUAGUCUCGAUUCACCUUUGGGAACGGGAUAAUCAAGCAUUCAAUGUGAGCAGUGAACUGGUGGCUGAACAGGUUUGUGCUGAAGCCACUCGUCGGCCUGGCUUCGACGCACCACCCGAUGGUUCGUAUGCGGUUUUUGAGGUGAUUUUGAAUGGAGCUCUGUCGAGACGGCUUGCUUCUCACGAAAAAAUCUCGUCCAUUGUUGUGGGAAGAUGGAUGCAGUGGAAGUGCAAUGACGGAUUUCUGCUUUUCAAUCACGAUACCACUCAAAAAGAUCCAACCAAAAGCACGUUCUCCGGGAAGGUGAAAGUGGCAGAGCCUGGAUCGAAAAGUUUCAAAUCGGCUGAGCUGGCAAUUGAAGAAGGGAUUAAGAUCUCGAUGUACAAAAACAAUAAGCAUAUUCAAACAUGGCCUAUCGAUGACACUUUGUGGUUCGUGGGAGUAACUGCAUCGAGAAAGGCUCCCAUGUCUUUUUCUGCCACAUUUUUUGUGGAUACAGGAUCGGUGAUUGGAGAGAGAUCGGGAUGGGUCGUAUCAUGGAGUACAUUGAAUGAAAGAAAUCAUUUCAUGAAUGCCAUCUCUCGGGCACAAUCGCGCGGUGUCCCGCCAGUUCUUCUUCGUUUA